AUUUAAAGGUGCACAGUUCGAAAACACAUGCCGCUGCAUCUUGCCGAGUGGUGUGAUGGUCCCCUGCUUGUUCCUGCUGUAGCUGUGUAGAUAUUUCCAAAUGACGUUCUUCUGUCAUGGCGUGUUGUUGCGCCUGUCUUGUGGAAAGUGGAGAGUGCACAAGUGUGCUCGUAGCCUUUUCUGGAAGAAGCCAAACCAGCCUCAACGUUUCUGCUCCAGUUCUUCUCCUUUCACACCAGACUGCAUCAGCAGAAGCACAAAGCAUUCGUCUUUACAGGCUGACCAUAAACCACACACUCCAGUUCUGCUGAAAGAGGUCCUACAAUACAUGGACAUUAAACCAGGCCAGGUUGUCUUAGAUAUGACUUUUGGGGGUGGAGGUCACAGCAAGGCCAUCCUGAGAUCGGUGCCAGGUGUGACCUUGGUGGCUGUGGACCGCGAUCCUGUGGCAUUUGGCUUUGCGCAGCAACUAGCAGAGGAAUACCCGGGCCAGGUCAAGCCCAUUCUUGGGCGCUUUAGUGAAUUAAAGGACCUGCUCAUCGGGCUUGGUUUGGGAGACAGGAAUGUGGAUGCUGUUCUGUUGGAUGCUGGCUGCUCAUCGAUGCAGAUGGACAUGGCAGAGAGGGGCUUUUCUCUCAGCAAAGAUGGACCUCUGGACAUGAGAAUGGAUGGAGACAGGUACCCCGGCAUGCCCUGCGCGGCUGACGCCGUCAGCGCUUUAGAUCAGCGGGCGCUUGCGUGUGUGCUGGCUGCGUACGGGGAGGAGCAACACGCCAAGAAAAUCGCGGCAGCCAUCGUGCAGGCACGCAGCCUAUAUCCCAUCACCCGGACGCAGCAACUGGCCAGCAUUGUCGCAGGUGCAUUCCCGGCUUGUGCCCUUUACGCUCGCCGCGACCGCUUGCAGAGACCCUCGCAUGUGGCCACGAAAACCUUCCAGGCGAUUCGUAUUUUUGUGAACGACGAGCUGAACGAGCUCGUAUCAGGCCUCCAGACGGCUCAGGACCUCCUCCGGCCGAGCGGCCGCCUCUGUGUCUUAACUUUCCACUCGCUAGAGGACCGCAUUGCUAAACGCUUUCUCAGAGGAGAGGACCUCAGCGCCCCGCCACGCCGCAGCGUCCGGCAGAGAGCGCGUGGCCAUCUCCAGACGAAACUAGAGGACGAUGAAGAUGAUGAGGAAGAGGAAGGAGGCAGAGAGAGCGUCUAUUGGGUCAGACUGCAAAGGAAAGUUGUGCUUCCCAGUAAGGAGGAGGUCGAGGAGAAUCCGAGGGGAAGGUCGGCUAAGCUCCGAGCAGCCGUGAGGCGAUAGGUAGAGCUUCUGCUUCUAAACUUUGACAGAAGAAAGAGGCUUUCAGCGAGAUUAGUAUGAGUGAUUAUAGGCUACAUAUAGACACCAGUGUACACACUUGUGUGCUUUUGACUGCAUUCAAACUAACUCUUCAAAGUGAAAUCGAUUCUUUUGUGGAUCUGCUACAGAAAUGCAGCCAAUAAAGACUUAUCAUUUCUCGUGAA
Messenger RNA from Silurus meridionalis, 1509 nucleotides. RefSeq names its product methyltransferase like 15 (gene mettl15). Gene Ontology annotation, molecular function: rRNA (cytosine-N4-)-methyltransferase activity. Lineage: Eukaryota; Metazoa; Chordata; Actinopteri; Siluriformes; Siluridae. Bases 101 to 1306 code for a protein of 401 amino acids. Gene Ontology annotation, biological process: rRNA base methylation. The record is from RefSeq and is a predicted model, not a curated record. The transcript is spliced from 6 exons.